CUACCAUUAUUGUUUCCCUGAUCCGGUAACCGAGUGGAUAGGCGGGCUAUACAGUCACUCUAAUCGCUUGCUUUUUUUUUCCCUCCAUUAAUGGCGACGAGUGUUUUCCGCCCCUCAACCUUCUUUACUCGGCCUCCGGAAUCCCGACAGGCUAGGUAUUUACCCAUGCCGGAGCUAUUUCUCUCCGGCGAACUUCACCUUUUCCAGCGGAGGGCUUAUCGUCCAGAACUAUUCACUGGUAGGUGCCCUUACGGAAUCCUCAGUCGAGCCGCCGCCGGAACUGAGCCGAAGGGUACAUUCGGCGCUGAAAUCGUCGUUUACGAUGUCGGUUUCGAUCGACUGAAGAAGGUUCCUAUAUCAAAUAUCAGAAAUUUUUGUAUUAUAGCUCAUAUAGAUCAUGGGAAGUCAACUUUAGCAGAUAAAUUAUUACAAUUAACUGGUACUGUCCAGAAGAGGGAGAUGAAAGAGCAAUUUCUGGAUAACAUGGAUUUGGAGAGAGAGAGAGGAAUCACUAUAAAAUUGCAGGCAGCCCGAAUGCGUUUUGUGUUGGAAAGUGAAGCAUAUUGUUUGAAUCUUAUUGAUACACCCGGCCACGUUGACUUCUCAUAUGAGGUAUCACGAUCUCUUGCAGCUUGUGAAGGAGCCCUUCUAGUUGUAGAUGCUUCUCAGGGCGUAGAGGCUCAGACAUUGGCUAAUGUUUAUCUCGCUCUAGAAAGCAACCUAGAAAUUAUACCUGUGUUAAACAAGAUAGAUUUACCUGGUGCCGAACCAAAUCGCGUUGCCAAAGAGAUUGAGGAGAUUAUUGGGUUAAAUUGUAGCAAUGCAAUUCAUUGUUCAGCUAAGGAGGGAAUUGGUAUAGCAGAAAUUCUACGUGCAAUUGUCACAAGAAUUCCUGCUCCAAAGGACACCUCAGGAAGUCCCCUCAGAGCUCUAAUAUUUGAUAGCUACUAUGAUCCAUACAGAGGCGUCAUUGUCUAUUUUCGUGUUGUUGAUGGAACUAUAAAGAAAGGUGAUAAAAUAUAUUUCAUGGCUAGUGGGAAGGAUUAUUUUGCUGAUGAAAUUGGUGUCUUAUCACCCAAUCAGUUGCAGGUGGAUAAACUAUAUGCUGGUGAGGUGGGUUAUCUUUCAGCCUCAAUACGGUCUGUCGCAGAUGCAAGGGUGGGUGACACAAUUACUCAUUUUGCAAGAAAAGCGGAGAUCUCUCUGCCAGGAUAUGAGGAAGCUACACCUAUGGUGUUUUGUGGUCUUUUUCCUGUUGACGCAGACCAAUUUCCUGAGCUGCGUGAUGCAUUGGAAAAACUUCAACUCAAUGAUGCAGCACUACGUUUUGAAGCUGAAACGUCAAGUGCCAUGGGGUUUGGUUUUCGGUGUGGGUUUUUAGGUCUUCUGCAUAUGGAGAUUGUUCAGGAAAGACUAGAGAGGGAGUAUAACCUAACCUUAAUAACAACAGCACCUAGUGUGGUUUACCGUGUCAACUGUGUGAAUGGUGAUACUAUUGAAUGCUCAAACCCAUCAUUACUUCCAGAACCAGGAAAGAGAAUUUCAAUUGAAGAGCCAGUUGUGAAGAUUGAAAUGCUGACGCCCAAGGAUUAUAUUGGCCCUCUUAUGGAGCUUGGUCAGGAAAGAAGAGGUGUUUUCAAAGAAAUGAAUUACAUAACAGAGGGAAGAGCAUCAAUUAUUUACGAAUUACCACUAGCUGAGAUGGUUGGUGACUUCUUUGACCAGCUAAAGUCUAGAAGCAAGGGAUAUGCUAGCAUGGAAUACUCUUUUGUCGGGUAUAAAAAUACAUGAAAGUAUCUUUUUUUUUUACUUGUUAUCCAUGGCUUCUUGUAUUAAAAAAAAAUCAGUCAACUCUGACU
Messenger RNA from Dendrobium catenatum, 1859 nucleotides. Its product is annotated as translation factor GUF1 homolog, chloroplastic. The transcript has 17 exons. The record is from RefSeq and is a predicted model, not a curated record. Bases 91 to 1791 code for a protein of 566 amino acids. Gene Ontology annotation, biological process: positive regulation of translation. Lineage: Eukaryota; Viridiplantae; Streptophyta; Magnoliopsida; Asparagales; Orchidaceae. Gene Ontology annotation, molecular function: GTP binding; ribosome binding; GTPase activity.